This is a messenger RNA of Scatophagus argus, 1006 nucleotides long. RefSeq names its product fibrous sheath CABYR-binding protein-like. The record is from RefSeq and is a predicted model, not a curated record. The coding region runs from base 56 to 565 and encodes 169 amino acids. NCBI's taxonomy places the organism in Eukaryota, Metazoa, Chordata, Actinopteri, Scatophagidae. The transcript is spliced from 2 exons.
UUCCUAUCUAUUAGACAGGAAUUUGGAAGCCCAUAGAUGUACAUGUGGAAUUUCCAUGUCCUUAUCUAUAUACCCAUUUAUGUCCUCAGGUGAUGCACCCAUGGAGGAGGCAACUCGGGGAAAAGUGUCCGAGAUUCCCCAAGUCCAAAUUCCCCUGGAAGACGCAUCCCGGACAGAAGUCUCCACGAUGCCCUCAGGUGAUGCACCCAUGGAGGAGGCAACUCAGGGAAAAGUGUCCGAGAUUCCCCAAGUCCAAAUUCCCCUGGAAGAGGCAUCCCAGGCAGAAGUCUCCACAAUGCCCUCAGGUGAUGCGCCCAUGGAGGAGGCAACUCAGGGCAAGGUGUUUGAGAUUCCCCCUGGAGAUGUGCCCCUAAAAGAGUCAAUUGAAAAAACAUUGCCAACACAGUGUCUGGCAAACAUUACUGUCCAGGACAUGCCUGUAGAUUUCAUGCAUGGAUUCCUCUCAGUUGAGUUAACUCCUGAGGAAAUGAAUGAACUGGUUGCGUCCAGUGUUGUGGUGUUAGCUGAGCUGGUACAAGAGACUGAACCGAGUCAGGAAGCUUAGUAAGUUUACUAGUAGUUCAGUGAACAAGGAAAUUUGUUUUCAAAAAAUGUUUAAACGUUUAAUGUUUUAGCUAAAUCAGGGCAAUUAUGGCUGGCAGCAUGUGUAAAAAUAAUUCUUUAAAAAACAAUCAGGUAGUGGAGACUGACAUUAACGUAUUUUGUAUUCAUUGAAUACGUUUCUUUUUAUUUGUUUUUUACAAAAAAACCCCAAAACAGCCAUGUUUGUUGAUUAAGAAAAACUGUUCAUAAAAACCACUGUUCAUUAAAAAAAAGUGUUGAAAAAAAGUGGUGAAUUUUAUUCUGUCUCUUCUGCACUUAAACUGUUAGAAAUAUGUGCCAUAGUUGUGAAUGUUGACUCCUCCAAAUUUACAUCUACGAGGUUCCAAAAUCAUGCUUAAGACAUGUAAAAACGGAAAUUUCCAUAUUUACAUCUAUGACCAUU